AUGGCGAAACUCAACUUCCUUCUGCUGGCCGGCCUCGCCGCCAAGCUCGUCGCUGCAAAGGAUGUUCACCUUGAUUGGAACGUGACUUGGGUCAAUGCAGCACCCGAUGGGUUUGAACGUCCUGUGAUCGGGAUCAACAAUAUCUACCCUUGUCCUGAGGUCAAUGUGGAACUUGGAGAUCGUGUCAUUGUGGAUGUCUACAACGGACUGGGCAAUCAGUCCACAGGUGUCCAUUGGCAUGGUUUCCACCAGUAUCACACUGGUGUCAUGGAUGGUUCUACCAGCGUGACCCAAUGCCCCAUUCCUCCCGGCAGCCACAUGCGAUACACCUUUGAUGCGAACCAAACUGGAACCUACUGGUAUCACUCACACAACAUGGGCCAAUACCCUGACGGUUUCCGCGGAGCCUUCAUCGUGCACGAUCCUAAGCCUCCGUUCCAGUAUGAUGAGGAGUUCACGAUUACUCUCACAGAAUGGUACCACCGUCAGAUGCCCGAUCUGCUGCAUGAGUAUCAGUCUGCGGAGAACCUGGCCGCGGGAGGUCACGAGCCCAUCCCCGACUCUGCCCUGAUCAACGACUCGAACAACGCCCAGUUCAAGGUCUUGCCCAACAAGACGUACCUUGUCCACAUUGCCUGCGUGGGUAACUGGCCAGGCCACACCUGGGUUUUCGACGGACAUGACAUGACCGUUGUUGAGGUGGAUGGUGUGUACAUUGAGCCUUACACCGUCGGUAGCAAGAUGCUUCGUAUUGCUCCCGGCCAGCGAACCAGCGUGUUGAUCCACACAAAGCCCGAUGCCAGUCAAAACUUUGCUAUUUGGGACACGAUCGACAUCAACAUGAUGUUCAUCUACGAGAAUCGACCCAUCCCGGAUGGCUACAACCCCAACGUGACUGCGUGGUUGGUCUACGACGAGUCCAAGCCUCUUCCCCCUCCGCCUGUUCUUCAUGAGUUCAACUUUGUGGAUGACUUGGACUUCACUCCACUUGACCGACAGGCUGCUCUGGGCCCCGUGGACAAGCAGAUCGUUCUGGAUACCUUCACCGCGGCGAUUGAUGGCAUUCCUCGGUUUGUUGUCAACAACCACACCUAUAUUCCGCAGGAUGCCCCGAGCUUGUACACUGCCAAGACUAUUGGCAAGGAUCUUGCAUCGAAUCCCGAGGUCUAUGGUCAAGUCAAUCCGUUUGUUGUGAAGUACGGUGAAGUGGUCGAGAUCAUCAUCAACAACUACCACAACAACUUGCACCCAUGGCAUUUGCACGGUCACCAGUUCCAGGUCCUUCAGCGCACAGAUGUUGAUGGUGGUUACUUUAAUGGUACCAUCGGGGACUUGGGACACCCUCCAGUCCGUCGCGAUACCAUCAUGGUUCAGAAUCAUGGCCACGCUGUGAUUCGGUUCAAGGCCGACAACCCGGGUGUGUGGCUGCUCCAUUGCCACAUUGAGUGGCACGUUGAGGCUGGUCUUAUUGCCACUAUCAUUGAGGCUCCCGAGACAUUCGAGCAAGUCGAGGCGCCUCCCAAGGAUCAUCUCGCUGUCUGCGCUGCUUAUCCCGACCCGUCCAACGGUAAUGCUGCCGGCAAGCAAGGUCUUGACCUGAAUGGUGCCAACACCAAGGUCAACACUGACAACCACGGUGCCAUGUACUACCCCGCGACCUUGACCGGUAUCACGUCUGUUCGCCCCACUCAGACGGUGAAGCCUACGACCGCUUCCAGCCCAGCAUGGCCCUUUGCCUCUGGUUAUAGCCAUGGCCACCAUCCUCGUCCUCAGAACCAGCCCGCUGUUGCAGGUGCGGCUUCCGCCCCCGUGAUCCCGACUCACUCGGUUCAAGCCCCUGCGACACCAUCGUCCUCCCUGGUCCAGGCUCAGUCAUCAACCUUCCAGACGCACGCCUCUGCAACCAAGGCUCGGCCUUCCGAUAUCAAGGUUGACCCAAUUUACUCGGCAGGAUCAUACAAGCCCGCUGCCCCGGUCCAUUCGGCCCAGCCGAUCGCUGCUUUUGAGCAUGAGACCUCUGGUGAAUGGCCUCAGCCUUCUACUAAUGAGGCGGGUGCCAUGAUUGGCAAUGCUUGCGGCGAUGAGCCCAUCGUCGCAUACAACGAGGACAGCCAUGGAUCCUGGCCUGAGUCCUCCGAAAACAAUGCCUACGUCAAGUCCUGCCACCAUGUCAUUCAGACCCAUGAUAACGGGCCCAACACUCUGCCCGAAGGUUACGAGUACUGGCAGCCGUACGCCAAUUCCCAAUAG
Messenger RNA from Penicillium oxalicum, 2250 nucleotides. Its product is annotated as Multicopper oxidase abr1. Gene Ontology annotation, cellular component: high-affinity iron permease complex. Gene Ontology annotation, biological process: cellular response to iron ion starvation; reductive iron assimilation. NCBI's taxonomy places the organism in Eukaryota, Fungi, Ascomycota, Eurotiomycetes, Eurotiales, Aspergillaceae. The transcript has 5 exons. The coding region runs from base 1 to 2250 and encodes 749 amino acids. Gene Ontology annotation, molecular function: copper ion binding; ferroxidase activity. The record is from RefSeq and is a predicted model, not a curated record.